This is a messenger RNA of Mugil cephalus (flathead mullet), 515 nucleotides long. RefSeq names its product prefoldin subunit 1 (gene pfdn1). NCBI's taxonomy places the organism in Eukaryota, Metazoa, Chordata, Actinopteri, Mugiliformes, Mugilidae. Gene Ontology annotation, biological process: protein folding. Bases 100 to 468 code for a protein of 122 amino acids. Gene Ontology annotation, molecular function: protein folding chaperone. The record is from RefSeq and is a predicted model, not a curated record. Gene Ontology annotation, cellular component: prefoldin complex; cytoplasm. The transcript is spliced from 4 exons.
UUUAUUUUUUAAAAAAAAGAAGAAGAAACUACUCUGACUCAAACCGUAGAAGAAGAAAGUCGUCACACAUGCGCAGUGUGUUUUCCGGUGAUAAAGAAGAUGGCGGCGCCCGUGGACCUGGAGCUGAAGAAGGCAUUCUCUGAACUGCAGGUGAAGAUGAUUGACACCCAGCAGAAGGUGAAAAUGGCCGACCUGCAGAUCGAUCAGCUGACCCGUGUCCAGAAACAUGCUAAGCUAACGCACGCUGAGAUCUCGCUGCUCCCUGACAACACGAGACUCUACGAGGGUGUCGGACGCAUGUUCAUUCUGCAGUCCAAGGAGGAGAUCAACAAUCAGCUGACAGACAAACAGAAAACAGCUGAUGAGAAAAUCAAGGAGUUUGAGCAAAAGAAGGUGUACCUUGAACGCAGCGUGAAAGAAGCUGAAGACAACAUCAGAGAGAUGCUGCUGUCCAGGAGAGCUCAGUGAUGUCAUCGUAACGAUUAAUGUGUUUAUUAAAGUCUGGAUUCUCCUGA